AUGACAGACCCAUUGAAAUCCUACGAUUCCUCCGGCCGCCCCAAGCCCACCGCAAUCUCGCAAAACGUCUACAACAUCGCCGGUAUCUCCGUAACAGUCUACGGUCUCGACGAGCUCCAAUCCCAGGCCACAGACGUUGCAUGCCUAUGGCUUCUUCACCCUCGGCUCGCGACGCAGGCGCGUAUGACCGGUAUCGCGGAGGCGACUAUCAAUGACUGGAAUGGCAGGACGCGGGCUACUCCGUCGGCGAAGGGGUUGAUUGCCGUUUCUUUUGACCAGCGGAAUCAUGGUGCGCGGAUGGUUGAUCCGUUGGCGAAUGAGGCUUGGAGACAGGGGAAUCCUCGGCAUGCGCAGGAUAUGUUUUCUAUUUUCCAGGGUACUGCGCGCGAUACAUCGCUGCUAAUGGACUACCUCGCUGCGUUUAUCUUCCCUAAUGGCGAGCACAAGAUCUCGGAGAACCUGGUGCUGGGCGUGUCACUGGGUGGCCACGCUGCGUGGAGCUGCUUAUUACACGAGCCUCGCAUCAGCGCCGGAGUCGUCAUCAUCGGUUGUCCAGAUUACCUCAAUCUCAUGGUUGACCGUGCGCGUCUCUCCAAAUUACCAUCCUGGACCAAGACCACUCCUCCCGGAGCAGAGAUUCUCGGCUCAGAGGCUUUCCCGACCUCCUUCGUGGAUAUCGUGAAGCAGUAUGAUCCCGCCAGUCUGAUGCUAAGCUACAUGGAUACUGGUUCUAAGAGCUUGCAACGUGAUGGACCUCUACCUGCGCCGACGGAGCAACAGAAGCAGGAAUUGCGUCCGCUGCUGACGAAGUUAUUGGCCGGCAAGCGGAUCCUGAACUUAUCUGGUGGUAUUGAUAAGUUGGUCCCGUACCACCGUGGAGAAGCGUUUUUGGACUGGUUUAAGAGUGCGGUGGGAUCGAAUGGAUGGUUUGGGGAUGGUGGUGUUACUUUUGAGGAUAUUAUUGAUGAUUCGGCGGGUCAUGAGGUGACGCCGAAGAUGGUUGAUGAGGCUGUUCGGUUUGUUAGUGAGACUCUGGCGACGAGUGCGGAUAAGACGGGUCGGAGAGGCUCGGUGCGGGAGUCGAAGAUAUGA
Molecule: messenger RNA, 1092 nt
Organism: Penicillium subrubescens
Lineage: Eukaryota; Fungi; Ascomycota; Eurotiomycetes; Eurotiales; Aspergillaceae
Exons: 2
Coding region: 1-1092 (363 amino acids)
Source: RefSeq, a predicted model, not a curated record